Messenger RNA from Medioppia subpectinata, 1176 nucleotides. The record is from the annotation of a GenBank genome assembly. Lineage: Eukaryota; Metazoa; Arthropoda; Arachnida; Sarcoptiformes; Oppiidae.
AUGCAUUUAACCAUAUUGUUUGCGUCGGAUCAGGGCGUGGGACACGUGAACGCCUGCAUAGGUAUGGCUCAAGUGCUGUUGAGUCGGGGCCACAAAAUUGUGUUCGCUGUCAACCAGUCAUACGCCGGAAAGUUAUCGCCGUUUGGUUUCAUUGAAGAGAUAUUCACUUCAGCGAAAACAAGUGGUCAAAAGCCGGGAGAAAACGACGCCAAAUGUGUGCUCGAGUCGGGAAUCCUAUCAAACCUAACGUCCAGUGAAUCCAUGAAACUUAUGCACAUUUUUAGCUUCUUUGAGGAUUUGGUGGACACAAUGCGGGCCAACGAACAGCAGCUUAAGGCGAUUGUAGCCAAACAUAAUCCCGAUGUGUAUAUCAUCGACGACUUCGCCGCUCCGCCGACACUAAUCCACUCAACAAACCCCUGGGUUUUCCUCUAUAGCGGGAAUCCAUUGUCAGUAAUAGAAGAUGAGAGGACACCACCGGGCUAUGCUUCAAAUGGUGAUCGACAAGAAUGGGCGGAAUUCAAGGAAUUAUCAAAAAAUAAGUUUAAAAAUUUAAACAUUAAAUACAAUGAAUGGAUGAAAGAAGAGGGAUAUCCCCUAAACACUGGAAAUACAGGCAUUUCUGACUCGCCUUAUCUUAAUAUCUAUGGAUAUCCCGAAGAAUUGGAUUAUAUAGAUCUCAGACCACUUCCGGAGAAGUGGUUAAGAGUCGACGCGUUUAUGAGAAGAGGAAAGAAACAAGAGUUUAAAAUUCCCGAUAAAUUCCGUGACAGAGAUAUAGAGAAAAGUAAAUUAAUUUAUUUCUCAUUGGGUUCUAUGGGUUCAGCAAAUGUGGAUCUAAUGAAGAGAUUGGUGUCUAUUCUCAGCAAAAGUCAGCACAAGAUUAUUGUCUCAAAGGGAGUCUUCGGAGACACAUAUGAAUUGGCGGACAAUAUGUGGGGCGAGCCGUCAGUCCCGCAGACAAAAGUGUUGCCAUUAGUAGAUGUGGUCAUAACACACGGCGGGAACAACACUAUCACCGAAACAUUCAGUUGUGGUAAACCAAUGAUUGUAAUGCCAUUGUUUAGCGAUCAAUACGAUAACGCACAGAGAGUUCAUGAAAAGGGAUUUGGGAUUAGACUUAAUCCACACAACUGUUCAGAACAGCAAUUAUUGGAUUCAAUUGAAAAGAAUUGA